Dryobates pubescens (Downy woodpecker) is the source of this 3696-nucleotide messenger RNA. It is a transcript of the gene STRN, whose product is annotated as striatin. The record is from RefSeq and is a predicted model, not a curated record. The coding region runs from base 95 to 2590 and encodes 831 amino acids. NCBI's taxonomy places the organism in Eukaryota, Metazoa, Chordata, Aves, Piciformes, Picidae. Gene Ontology annotation, cellular component: dendrite. The transcript is spliced from 19 exons. Gene Ontology annotation, molecular function: calmodulin binding; armadillo repeat domain binding; protein-containing complex binding.
GUUGCUGCUGCUGCUGCCGGGACGCGGCUGGGCGCGGGCGGCGGCUCGCGGAGGAGGGGACGGCGGCGGGGAACGCAGUAGACGCAGCCCGGCCAUGGACGAACAAGCAGGGCCCGGCGUUUUCUUCAGCAACAACAAUAAUAAUAAUGCCCUGCUUUUGCCGCCGCCGGCAGGCGGGCCGGGGCUGGAGCCGGGCGAAGCGGCAGCAGCAGCGGCCGCCGCAGCGGCAGCAGGAGGAGGCGGCGGCGGGGGGGUCUCAGCCUCCGGACCCCCUCCUCCAGUAUCGGCGUCUCGGGCUCAAUAUAGCGUGCCAGGCAUCCUGCAUUUCCUGCAGCACGAGUGGGGCCGCUUCGAGGCGGAGCGCGCCGAGUGGGAGGCGGAGCGGGCGGAGCUGCAGGCCCAGAUUGCCUUUCUUCAAGGUGAAAGGAAAGGACAAGAAAAUCUGAAGAAGGAUCUAGUGCGAAGAAUCAAAAUGCUGGAAUAUGCACUUAAACAGGAAAGGGCUAAAUAUCACAAAUUAAAAUAUGGCACAGAAUUGAAUCAGGGAGAUAUGAAGCCACCAAACUAUGAUUCUGAUGAAGGGAAUGAGACAGAAAUUCAACCACAACAGAACAGUCAGCUAAUUUGGAAACAAGGACGACAGCUGCUAAGACAGUAUCUACAAGAGGUGGGGUACACUGACACGAUACUGGAUGUGAAGUCAAAACGAGUGCGAGCUUUACUGGGCCUGUCAAGCGAUGCUUCAGAGAAGGAAAACAGAAAUCAAGAGCCCAUGGUAAAUGGCACAGAAGGCCAGAUUAAAGAAAACGCAAUGAUCGGGAAACCUGAAUUGACUGACUCUGCCUCUCUGCUAGAGACCUUCAAGUUUCUUGAAAAUGCAGCUGCAGACUUUAGUGAUGAAGAAGAUGAAGAAGAUAUGGAAGGAAGAGAGAAAACAAUCAUUGAUAGCGCAACAAUUGUAAGGAAAAGGGUGCUAUCUGAUAGCAGUGAGGACAGAGAUACAGAAGAAGCUUUGAAAGAGUUUGACUUUUUGGUUACCUCAGAUGAAGGUGAUGGGGAAUCACGAAGUUCGGGAGACGGAACAGACUGGGAAAAGGAAGACCAGUGUCUCAUGCCUGAAGCUUGGAAUGUCGACCAGGGAGUAAUAACCAAACUCAAGGAACAAUACAAAAAGGAGCGCAAGGGGAAAAAGGGGGUGAAGAGAAAAACUACCGAAGAUAUGUUUCAGCCUCAAUCCUAUAUAAAACAGUCAAAACAGGGAUGUGGGAAAAUGAUGGAGCAAAGUACAGGGCCCAACAGGUCAAAGCUGCAAGAUAUGCUUGCAAACUUGAGAGAUGUUGAUGAUCUGCCUUCAUUACAGCCAUCUGUUGCACCUUCUUCUAGGCCCAGUAGCUCAAGACUCAUUGAACAUGAGAUAACCAGGACAGAUGAAGUGGAAGCUUUAACGUUCCCUCCUUCUUCAGGGAAAUCUUUUAUUAUGGGAACAGACGAAGCCCUUGAGAAUGAGUUGGGUCUUGGGGAGCUGGCAGGCCUUACAGUAGCCAAUGAGGCGGAUUCACUGACGUAUGAUAUAGCAAACAAUAAAGAUGCAUUGAGAAAGACCUGGAACCCGAAAUUCACAUUAAGAAGUCACUUUGAUGGAAUAAGAGGUCUCGCUUUUCAUCCAGUUGAACCAGUCUUAAUAACAGCUUCAGAGGACCAUACAUUAAAAAUGUGGAAUUUACAAAAAACAGCCCCAGCAAAAAAGAGUGCUUCUCUUGAUGUAGAGCCAAUAUAUACCUUCAGAGCACAUACUGGACCAGUGCUCUGUGUGGUGAUGAGCAGUAAUGGUGAGCAGUGUUACAGUGGGGGAACAGAUGGCCUCAUCCAUGGCUGGAAUACAACCAAUCCAAACAUUGACCCCUAUGACUCUUAUGAUCCUUCUGUUCUGAGAGGUGCCUUUGUAGGCCAUACAGAUGCAGUGUGGAGUCUGGUUUACAGUGGAGCACACCAGCGUUUGCUGUCCUGUUCAGCGGACGGCACUAUACGUCUGUGGAAAGCUACAGAAAUUGCUCCAGCUCUCAAUAUAUUUAAUGAUAAUCAAGAAAUGGGAAUUCCUUUGUCGGUAGAUCUUGUGAGCAGUGACCCAAGCCUCAUGGUAGCAUCGUUUAACAGUGGAUACACUAGCAUUUUUAACAUGGAGACACAACAGCGAAUUCUUACCCUGGAGUCCAGUGUGGAUGCUACAAUCAGUUCCUCCUGUCAGAUAAACAGAGUCAUCAGCCAUCCAACUCUUCCAAUUAGUAUCACUGCUCAUGAAGACAGGCACAUCAAAUUCUAUGACAACAACACAGGAAAACUGAUCCACUCCAUGGUAGCUCACUUAGAUGCAGUUACAAGUUUAGCUGUUGAUCCUAAUGGCUUGUACUUGAUGUCUGGCAGUCAUGACUGUUCUAUUCGCUUGUGGAAUCUUGAAAGCAAGACCUGCAUCCAAGAAUUUACAGCUCAUCGCAAAAAAUUUGAUGAGUCCAUUCACGAUGUGGCAUUCCACCCCUCCAAAUGUUAUAUCGCCAGUGCGGGAGCAGAUGCCCUGGCUAAAGUGUUUGUAUGACAGAAUGCUUUCCUUUCAACUCUAGCUUUGUAUAUAUUUAACCAGCUGCACAAAAGAGAAGAGGAGCGUGUGGGUCUUCUUAUCCGGCCGUAUAAGUCAGAGAAUGUUUGUAAGCGUUUAGUUUUGCGGGGUGCUGUUUUCUAAAUUGACAUUUGUUCUGAUUUCUGUGAGCUCAGCUGGUGCUGAGAGCUUGGAAUCUCUCAGUUUCAAAUCGUUCAAAAACAAAAGAAGUGCUUUUAUUUCAGAGGGUGUGAAUUUUCGUCCAGGCAGGCCUUGGGUGAAACUAGGUUGAUGUAUUCUUUAUUAAUAAAACGGAGUACUGGAGAGAAAGGGGUCUAGUUGCAUCAGGGAGUAGGAAAAGAGGGAACUUCCUAGGAUGCUUCUCAUUGAGCAAUCUUAAUGUACUUAAAUCACGUGGAAAAUACCAGUUCACAUGCUCAUUACUUUGUCAUGUGAGAGGCACUUUGUCAUCCCUUUGGUCUUAAUAAAGUAGAUACUGUUCAGAGAGCAGUAGUGGAUAUUUAAUCUUGGCCAUCUGGCUGCUAGCCUAAGAUAAAUGCAAUUCAAAGAAGGUGAGUUAGUAACAAAUUAAAAUGCAGUAAAGUUUUUCUUACAUCUUCGGUGUUACGCAGUAAAUAUUUAAUUUGCAAAAAAUUUAUAUGCUUUUUUAAAGACUGUAUUAGCAUCUGGCUAGAAGCUGAGUCUUUAGUCUAGUCCCAAUUAACAGUAGACUGAAACAGUCUGUAUGUACUAUAGUAGCAGACUUAACUUAUUCAGAUUUAGAAUGCUGUUUAUUCUUGGAGAGCUGGCACAAGAAAUUACCACAACAUUUUCCAAAGAAACGGGCCUACAAUUUAACUAUCGAACAUUCAUCUCCUCUUUCUGUCACUGCAAAAAAGGGUAUCAUUCUGGGCAUUAAGGAUGACAGUGAAAUACUUCUUUUGAAGAUUAAAUCUUUACCUGAUGCUUUGUAUGAGUCCUGCUAGUGCAGUAGUUGGGAAGUAUACAAAGUUGUGUUGAUUUGGGAGAUUCUGCUACUUCUAGAGAUAUUUCGCAUCUUCACCAUUUGCAAGACUUCAACUUGUCCUCUUCACUGGAUGUAUCAU